AUGUCACCAAAGAAGUUAUCAGGAGCGGGGAAAGCUUCCGCAGCCAAGAAAGCUCCGGCAGCCAAGAAAGCUUCCGCAGUAAGGAAAGCUCCGGCAGCCAAGAAAGCUUCCGCAGUAAGGAAAGCUCCGGCAGCCAAGAAAGCUUCUGCAGCCAAGAAGGCUCCGGCAGCCAAUAAAGCUUCCGCAGCAAGGAAAGCCCUUUUUCCUGCUGUCAACAACACGGUGAAAAUAAUCCCUGCUAUGGGAGCAGCUCCAGCUGCGGCAACGGCGCCUCCCGCUGCUACGAACGUGGGUGGCAACUCGCUGACACCGGCCACCGAUAUAACCGGAGCCAAGGUUCAGCAGAUGCUGCGGAAGGACCGAGGUGUUGUGGACUCAUUCUCGGGUAAAGUGGACACAUGCCACGUGUACGAAAAAGGCAAUGAUGUGUACCAAUGCACACUGAACCAGACCCAUUUUUCUGCCAACAACAACAAGUACUUUAUUAUACAGCUCCUGGAGGAUGAUGCUGAGUCCAUUUAUCAUGUCUUCACACGGUGGGGUCGCGUGGGUUAUGGCGGACAGAACAAAACGGUGACUUUUUCUUCUCUUGGGCAAGCGUUGUAUUUAUUUGAGAAGACGUUUCGCCAGAAGACCGCGAACCAUUGGGGGUCGCGUGCGCGGUUUAAUGCCGUUAAGGGACGUUACGAAUUGAUGGACAUUGAUUAUGGAGCGGCGGAGGACGAGGCGGAAAAAUCUGGGGAAUCUUCGGCGGCACAGGGGGUGGCGAAGAAUCCGGUGAUCUCUGAGCUUCCAGGCGAAGUGCAGGGCCUCAUGAAGCUCAUUGGGUGCAAGGAGACGAUGAAAAGGUUGAUGGCGGAGUAUGCCAUCAACACGGAGAAGUUGCCGCUGGGGAAAAUCUCUCAGGCCCAAAUUACGCGCGCCUAUUCCCUCUUGAAGUCAUUGGAGGCGGAGAUAAAAAAGGCGAAUCCGCGGCUGGAGGAGCUGUCAGACCAAUUCUACACGCUGAUUCCACACGCGUUUGGUCGUUUGCGACCACCGCUCAUCAGUUCAGAGUCCAUGUUGCGGCAGAAGAUGGAGAUGCUGGAGGCGCUGGGCAAAUUGGAGGUUGCGGUGUCUAUUCUGAACGCCGAGGCACCGGAGGAGAUCCACCCGCUGGACAAACUUUACCGCCGACUGAACUGUGAGAUAACGCCCCUGUCCCGUGACGAGCCAGACUUCAGACGCAUUGUGGAGUACGCGAACAACACACAAGGCCCCACCCACAGGUUUCAAGUUGAGGUGAAGCAGGUGUUCACGGUGCGGCGCCAGGACGAGGACGAUCCAUAUGAAUCCUUCAAACGUCUCGGCAACCGGCAAAUGCUGUGGCAUGGCUCACGCAUCACAAAUUUCAUUGGGAUUCUCUCCCAGGGCCUGCGCAUCGCCCCACCGGAGGCCCCGUGCACAGGGUACAUGUUUGGUAAAGGGAUCUAUUUGGCGGAUGUUUGCACGAAGUCGGCGAACUACUGCUACCCGUCGGGGGACACCAAAACUGGUCUCAUGCUGCUGUGCGAGGCUGCGCUUGGGAAGCAGAUGGAGCUCACGGACUCGAAGUACAUGGAGAAUCCCAUGCCGGGAACAAACGCGACAAAAGGCGUCGGGAGUUACUUCCCGGAUCCGGCCGGCGCAGAAGUGGUGGAUGGUGUGCUGUGGCCAAAAGGCCGCGUGAGGAAAAGCAGAAUUUCCUCGUCGCUGUUAUACCCUGAACACAUCAUCUACAACGUUGGGCAGUGCAGAAUGAGGUGGUUGGUCCAUGUGGGGUUUAAAUAUCAUUAG
Molecule: messenger RNA, 1815 nt
Organism: Trypanosoma cruzi
Lineage: Eukaryota; Euglenozoa; Kinetoplastea; Trypanosomatida; Trypanosomatidae
Product: poly(ADP-ribose) polymerase, putative
Exons: 1
Coding region: 1-1815 (604 amino acids)
Molecular function (GO): NAD+ poly-ADP-ribosyltransferase activity
Source: RefSeq, a predicted model, not a curated record